CUGCCUUAUUUUUUCAACUAUGCUGAGGCUUCUAACAUUUUAAGCUCAAUUUAGUAGUGGUGUACUGGUGUUAGUAUUAGGCUCAUUUUUUCUCAUAAGAACCCUGAUUACUUCAAAACUAAAACUAAAAAAUUUGCAAAAUAUGUAUAGACAUGCAGGUAAUAUUUGACAUCCAAAACCAUCGCCAUGAGGGGCAGUCGAGCGGUGGAGCGGCGGAUCCUCAGCCUCCUUCACGGCCAAAACACCAGAACCCAGGUAUCCGAAAUCUACGGCCACAUUUUGCGCCACCAACUCCACCAUUCCAACCAUGUUAUCUCCCACUUGGUCUCUGUCUGUGGGUCCCAGAACAAGAUGGACUGCGCCACCUUGAUCUUCCAACAAUUUCCCUACCCCAAUAUCUUCCUCUUCAACUCCAUGAUAAAGGGAUUCUCCCUUCGUGGUCCGUUCCUCAAUUCCAUCACACUGUUUUCCGGUAUGAAGAAUCUCGGAAUCUGUGCGGAUGAAUUUACGCUCGCCCCAUUACUGAAGGCGUGCGCGAAUCUCCCAGAGGAUAUCAGGUUGGGUCAAGCAGUCCAUAAAGAAACCAUUGCUCUUGGUUUCCGUAGGUUCAACUCGAUUUGCAUUGGGCUUGUGGAGUUGUACUCGACCCAUGAGAUGAUGUCAGAUGCGGAUAGGGUGUUCGACGAAAUGCGUCAAAGAGAUGUGAUUGUGUGGAACUUGUUGGUUCGUGGGUAUUGUAAAAGCGGGAAUGUGGAAAUGGGUUUGAACAUUUUUAGGCAAAUGGAAGAGAGGAGUGUUGUUUCUUGGAAUUUGAUGAUAUCAUGUUUGGCACGAAGUGGGAUGGAUACAGAUGCUUUGAAGCUUUUCCAUGAGAUGAUCCAUAAUGGGUUCGAGCCUGAUGAAGCUACUUUGGUCACAACAUUGCCAAUCUGUGUUCGUUUGGGAGAAAUCAGGUUGGGGAAGUGGAUUCAUUCUUAUGUCGACUCUAAAGGCCUUAUCUGUGAUUUUGUGUCCGUUGGAAACGCAUUGGUUGACUUCUACUGCAAAUGUGGGGAUUUGGGGCAUGCCUCUUCAAUUUUCGAGAGCAUGGCUGGAAAGAAUGUCAUUUCUUGGAAUGCUAUGAUCUCAGGUUUGGCUUACAAUGGGAAGGCCAAACUCGGGGUUCAAUUGUUUGACACUAUGAUAAAGGAAGGCCUUUGCCCUAACGAAUCGACUUUUGUAGCGGUUUUAGUAUGUUGCUCCCAUGCAGGUUUUGUGCAAAUAGGGCAAGAUGUGUUUGCUACAAUGGUGAAAGAUUAUCAUAUUGACCCAACAUUGGAGCAUUAUGGGUGCAUGGUUGAUCUAUUGAGCCGUAAUGGACAUGUGAUCGAGGCUUAUGAUUUGAUAAAAUCCAUGCCGGUGAAACCAAACGCUGCACUAUGGGGUUCUUUGCUUAGCGCUCUACGCACUCAUGGUGAUAUGGAACUUGGUGAGUGUGUGGCUAAGGAGCUUAUUAGUCUUGAACCUUGGAAUUCUGGUAACUAUGUGCUGUUAUCCAAUAUUUAUGCAGACCAAGGCAAAUGGGAUGAAGUUGAGAAGGUGAGGGAGUUGAUGAAGGGAUGUGAUAUUAAGAAAGAUCCAGGACAAAGCAUCUUAAGAAACUUGGGGUAGUUGUAUCAUACUUUAGAUGAGAUUGCUACUUUUGGGCUUUUGGCCGUGUGAUGUACAUGUGAAUUUGUGUAACAUUAUAAUUAGGGUAAUUCAAUUGGCUAAUUACAG
Messenger RNA from Cuscuta europaea, 1758 nucleotides. Lineage: Eukaryota; Viridiplantae; Streptophyta; Magnoliopsida; Solanales; Convolvulaceae. The record is from the annotation of a GenBank genome assembly.